Phytophthora sojae is the source of this 600-nucleotide messenger RNA. RefSeq lists its product as hypothetical. The transcript has a single exon. Lineage: Eukaryota; Oomycota; Peronosporomycetes; Peronosporales; Peronosporaceae. The coding region runs from base 1 to 600 and encodes 199 amino acids. The record is from RefSeq and is a predicted model, not a curated record.
AUGACCAAGUUGAGCGUUAUCGUCACCCUAGCUACUGCAGCCGUUGCCUUUUGCAGUGUGAAGGCGAGCAAUCUCCGCCAGAAUGAGCCAAGUCGGUUCUUGGCAACGUUGGACGCCAGUGACAGCGGAUCGGCCGACUUCUUCCUUGCUGAGUCCGACUCAAGCGAUAGUGUUGCAGGCGAACGCUUCCUGGAGGAGAUCGCUACCAGCGUCGACGGGUCAAGCUUCUUGGUGGAGCUGGACAGCAGCGAGGACACGUCGGACAACGGGUCUGGAGACCGCUUCUUGGCAGAAGAAGAGUCCUCGAGCUCGGAGGAGUCGGCCGACUCAAGUGAGGACGGCUCUGAUUUCCGCCUGCUAAUUGAAGUCGAGUCCAGCGUGGAUGGAUCCACACUCGUCGAUGAUCUCAGUUUAAGCGACUCGACCUCAAAUGUCCAAGACUCGGAUGAGAGUGACGAUAAUGCCAAAGAUUCAGUCGACAGCGAAGAUGACGGUGAAGACGACGUGGACGGCGAGUACCAACCUGGCACCGUAAAGCCUGCGCCAAUUGAUGAUGAUAGCGGAGUGUUUGACCCGUCGAAUCUGUCCUGGUGGAAGUAA